AUGAAAUCUAGUCACGUUAUCGUUACGGCUAGAAAGCACUUCCGAGAUCGGAGCCAUGAAUGCGUUAAGUUAGGUUCCUCUCGCUACAAGAAAUCUAUAAGAGCUCCAGUCAACGACCUCUUUGUCCUCCUCCUCAUCGUCCAUCUUAACCAUCUCAUAAACCAAACCUCAACAAUCACAUUGCCUCGUUCAGACGAUCCAAAAAAGUUCCUUAUCAUGCUUUUAUUAAAAUUUAUAAUUGCUGCUGUCCUAGCUGUUACUAUCUCCAGCACUCCCAACGAAAAGGACCUCACUGCAACUGAUACAAUCUUAGAAAGACGAGCUAUGGUGCUCAGGGCCUUGCAAAAGAGAGAAUGCGAAGGCUGUGCCACUGGGGGAUGCGACCACGGGCUGUGUAAAUUAGCUUGUUGUCAAUGA
Melampsora larici-populina 98AG31 is the source of this 417-nucleotide messenger RNA. RefSeq lists its product as uncharacterized. Lineage: Eukaryota; Fungi; Basidiomycota; Pucciniomycetes; Pucciniales; Melampsoraceae. The record is from RefSeq and is a predicted model, not a curated record. The coding region runs from base 1 to 417 and encodes 138 amino acids. The transcript has 4 exons.